Messenger RNA from Dovyalis caffra, 434 nucleotides. The record is from the annotation of a GenBank genome assembly. NCBI's taxonomy places the organism in Eukaryota, Viridiplantae, Streptophyta, Magnoliopsida, Malpighiales, Salicaceae.
AUGCUGCAAAUUGCAGCUUGCAGUCGCCCCACUCCUCCCAAGUCAACAAUAGCAGUCGCCCCCACCUCUAGACAACUUCCCCAAUUCCUGCGACCUCACCUAACUUCCCCCGAUUCCUGUAAGGCUGCAAGCUGGCAGCAAUCGCCGGCCUCCUUUAAAGCCCUCAACCUCACCCUCUGCAAAAGGGGACGGAACCUAGAAGAGAAUAGGAUCCAAGACAGCCACCCCUGUUAUUGUAAUUUCUGCGACAUCACUCCUACUACUCGCAAUUUCUGCAGCACCACCUUAUCCCACAAACUCCCGUCAACAAUGGCAGCACCCCCAUUUGCUAGCCUCCCUGCACGACCUCGAUUUGUCCUGCAAUUACCACCCACCAGCGGCCACCCUCGCUACCGCAAUUUCUGCGACAUCACCCCACGACUUCCCUACUUCCG